AAGUUACACAACAAUUGUCUCUCCUAGCACCGCAAACUCAAAGCUGAAUAACUUCACACUCAUGGAACCCACAUUGCAACUGCUCGGAGUUUCCUUCGACCUGAGCAUGGCCCAAGCAGUGAUGCGGGAGCAGCACGGUGCCGCCACACGGCUGCUUUAUCAGCUCUUCAUACUGCUUCAGAAGAAGAAGAAAGCCGGCCUGACCGGCACAGCUAUGGAGGCUAUGCAGCCAGCUGCCACAGCUUGCCUCCACCGUGUGGAGAAUGACAUUUACUCUGAGGUAAGUGGAAUAAGGCUCCCUCACCCCAUCAUGGCUGCUUCAUUCAUUUGUUGUCGCUCCCUAGACAGCUAGUUGGACACUGAAAUUGCUUUUCAUGUAGCCUGAGUGAUCUAGCGUUGUAAUUUAUUUUAUUAAACCUUUGUUUUGACAGGGUUAUACUGAGUUAUACUGAGACUAGGGUCUCUUUUUCAGAUGAGCCCUGCAUCAAUACAUCGAACAUAUAUACAACAUACAAACUUACAAAACAUUAAGAAAAACAGGCACGUUUAUCAACAUAGAGGUCUCUGAUCAUUACUCUGAACUGACCAAGGGGGGCCAGAACAUCACAUUUUCAGAGAGCUCUGUAAGUUGUUCCACAUAAAGGGCGCAAAAAAAACUAAGAGCAGCUUUACCCAACUCUGUGAAGACCAAAGGGGCAUCCAGUGUUCUCCAAGCCUGUGACCGGGUUUGCCUACAUCACACAUGUUUGCCAGUGUCGAUGUGGCUUUGAAUCUGACCCACUGCCUUUGUGACACACUCUCAGUCUAUAUUUUCCACAAUAUCUCCUUUGACCAAUAAAAAUACAUGUUUUUGUAAUACUUUUUUUGUAUCUGUCUUUGUUAUCCCAGCGCCUGAGGACAGUCGUCAAGAGAGAGGCUGAUCUGAAACUCCAAAAAAUCGCUCUGAAGUAUGAAAUCAAAGGUCGAGAGAUAUAUGACAAGUCUGUCAUGGCCCACUCUGUGAAGGAGCAGAAACAGCAGAAAGUGCAGGAAGUGAUGAGACUCCAGGACAUUGAAAAGGUAUCAGAAAGAAUCCAUGUUCACACUACACUUAGCCUUGGGCUAACAGCCUCCUAACCCUAAUCCUAACAGCCUCAUUAGCCCUGCGCUAACAGCCUCCUAACCCUAACAGCCUCCUUAGUCCUGGGCUAACAGCCUGCUAACCAGUGAUGUGUAUUAACCCUGGAUGACUGACGGGGCGCUGUAUUGAAGCGCAGUCAUCUUGGUACUCUUCCUCCAUUGUAAAAAAGAUUUGGGAAGCUAUAGAAAUGCAUUUGUUAAUGUCUACAUAUGUUUUUGACACGUCUAUUUUAUUACAGACACCUUAAUGCCUACUUUUACAUUAUAUUAUGUGAGCUAAACAUAAAAAUCCUGAAAGUAUUUUUUUUUUAGAGACUGCUAAUGUUACUGUCCCCACUAACAACAAAAUGCUUAAAUAUAAUAAUAUAAUAAUACAUGUUAUUUUGUACUUGAAACAUUUAAUUGAAAUACUGUAGAAUUCCAUUCAUUCCUAUGGAGGACUGCUCCUACUGGGGAGUGACAAUAUGGCCGACCGGUGGCUUCAAAGCCUCUCAAUGGCCAAUACAUAGCAUCAGCAAUCCAGGGUUUAUAUACAUCAUUGCUACUAACCCUAACAGACUCCUUAGCCCUGGGCUAAGAGAGAUUGUAGCCCGGAGCUAAGCUAAUAUUCACACUUGCAUAGUGGGAUAGCACAAAACUAAAGGCCAGGGCUAACUGGCCCUGCUCCGGAGCAGGGUUAGCACCGACCUUUUGGGGCUAGCCAAUCACAGACUUCAAUUGUCGCAUUGUGGGGUUGUUGUGGAUGAUGAAAAGACUGAAGGAAAAGCUGCUCCUCUCCAAUGUUAAUCAGUGCUUACUGCAUACUGAACUGCUCUGGUCAUAUACAUAUAGUGAAGUGAAUGAAUGAUGUGAGAUGUUUAGCUACUCAAUCUGGAUGCCUAGCUAGUGUGCAUAUUGGCUACGUUGACAUAAUAUUGUCAUUGCAGCACCGACAUGCACGCAGAAAGCAGCAUGAGAUAAUGACUCGGAUUCAGACCGCCAUCAUCCAAAUUCCCAAACCUCCGCCCAACCAGACAUUGAAGGCCCUGGAGAAACAACAACAGAACCGGAAGAUACAGGAGGCUCAGGUGAAGAAGAAUGUCUAUAUUGUAAAGUAUCAGGCUAUGUAAAAAGGGUUUGGAUUGUCAGGCAAUGAGAGGAGACAUGACAGUCGACGGGACAGAUAAUAUAACGUAUUAUACACUCCAGGGUGAAGUUUCCCCUAGCUACAUAUCUAGGAUCAGCUUCCUCUCCACUAAUCCUAACAUUAACCAUUAGUGGGGGAAAUGCAAAACUGACCCUAGAUCAGCGUCUAGGGGUAACUUCACCCUACACCAUUAUACUUCCACUAUGCGUUGGUUUCACAUCAUACUGUGGAUCAUUUCCAUAGAACUUCACAGGCCCUUGUUGACAUGACCAAUCUCUCCGUUGACAUUUCCUUACAGAAGGUUCACAUGGAAAUCGCCCAGUUUGAGAAGAACAGGAAGAAGUUGUCACCUGCUGGCGGCUUUGGCACCUCCUCUUUGAGGUAAGUAUUGGAAAAAAUCCCAACCGCAAAUCUUCCCAAAUAUUUCCCCCCCAAAAAUGAGUUGGCUAACAAUAGUUCAACUGAAAAGUCGUAUGUAUCAAGUGUUUCAGAGUAGGGGUGCUGAUUUAGGAUCAGGUUCCCCCUUUCCAUGUGCUUGUAUUAAUUAUGAUCUAAAAGGCAAAGCUGAUCCUUAAUCAGCACUCCUACUCUAAGAAGCUUGAUACAUGCGGGCCCUGAACUAUCAUCCACCCUCCCCACAGUGCCCAGCAGAUGUCCUCUUUUCACACUGAGGCCCCCAGAAGUCAUGGCUCCCAGUUGCAGAGGCCUGAGGAGCUGGCCCGGGUUAACAGCGAGUACAUCCAGAAAAUCCGCCAGAGGCUGGAGGAGGAUGCAGCAGCUCGCCAGCAGAGGGAGAAACGCCGCCGCCGCGUCCUAGUGGAACAACUGAAAGCCCACGAGGCCCAAGAGGUGAGCAGCUACACAGACAGUGUAUGACCUUUCAUACUACUUGAUGAUGAUGAUGAUGAUAUUGAGGAUGACCCAUGUUCAGCACUAGUAACCAGUCACAUAGUCAUUUGUGAACAGGUGUAAAACCUACACACGUCAUUUCCAAGAUCGGCGUCUAGAGCCAACUUCACCCUACACAAAUGGUGUCCUUUUGUGGUGCAGGAGGCCCUUCGAGAGGAGCAGCUGGUGGAGCGUCUGACCCGUCAGUCCCAGCUGGAGAGACGACUGGCCGUCCAGCUCAUGCAGCUCCGCCAGCAGAAGGACGUUCUCCGACAGAACCGUGUGUUCCGCGAGAGACAGUACCAAGAGCAACGGCUGAGGGAUUUCCAAGAGGCCUUGGAGAGGGAGGCGGUGAGAUCCAUUUAGCCCAUCGGAUGGUCCAUAGAUGGACUAUAGACCAACGUUUCCCAAACUCGGUCCUCGGGACCCCAAGGGGUGCAAGUUUUGUUUUUUGCCCUAACAUUACACAUGAUUAGUUGAUUAUUUGAAUCAGCUGUGUAGUACUAGGGCAAAAACCAAAACGUGCACCCCUUGGGGUCCUGAGGACCGAGUUUGGGAAACCGUGCCAUAGACCAUAGAUAGAACAUAGAUCAUAGAUGGACCAUAGACCAUAGAUGGACCAUAGACCAUAGAUGGACCAUAGGACCAUAGAUGGACCUGACAAUAGAUAGACCUAUAUGGACCAUAACCUUAGAGGACCAUAGCCAUAGGCAUAGUUUGACCAUAGCCAUAUAGUGACCAUAGGCCAUAGAGACCAAAAGCCAAGAUGAACCUAACCAUGAUGGCCAUAUGGACCAUAUACUUGAGGACCAUAGACCAUAGGCCAUAGAUGACCAUAGACAUAUAUGGAAUAGCCAUAGAUGGACAUAGAUAGGACAUAGAUGACCAUAGACCAUAGAUAGACCAUAGAUGGACCAUAGACCAUAGAUAGACCAUAGACCAUAGAUGGACCAUAGACCAUAGAUGGACCAUAGACCAUAGAUGGACCAUAGACCAUAGAUGGACCAUAGACCAUAGAUAGACCAUAGACCAUAGAUGGACCAUAGACCAUAGAUAGACAAAUAGACCAUAGAUGACCAUAGACCAUAGAUAGUCUGCUUGAGCAGUGCCCUCCUUUAGUCAAUCAUCAGCAGCCAACAUGCCAGAAGAAGUAGUGUGGAGGAUUUCCCCUUCAGUGAGACCCUGACCUCGUCAAGUAGAGGAUGUAUUGUACCUGCACAUUGUACAUAUAUACCUAGAAUAAGUGUAUCAUCAUGCAUGGUAAGUAAUGCCUCAUCUAGUUUAUCUACUUAGUUGUUCAAAAUUGGAAUGAUAGUAUUAUUAUCAAACAAAAGGAUUGCCAUGCUUCAAAAGAAAAACAGGGUAAAGUCAAGGAUAGUUUUGGGUGCUUUCAGGAGAAUAUUACUUCAUUUUUAUUUCGUAGUUUUACUAACGACAUGUUUUUGGAGUGGCUGGAUUCUGGUCACAAGGGGCAAUUGAACUAAGGUCCUUGCUAUCCGGUAAGAGUAGGGGUUAAGGUUAGGGUUAGGGACGUCCCAAGGAUCCCGGAAAAGCACUAACUAUUAAACUAAAAGCUAAUGUGAGGUUUGACCUUUGACCUGCCACUGAUGUAACAGGCUCUAGCACGCCAGGCCAGUUUGGAUCACGCCGAGGAGACUCGGAAGGAGAUGGAAGUACAUAACAGGAUAGCGGCAGAGCGCGCCCAGGCUCGCUACAGGAAGCACUUUGACAGCUGCAGAGAAAUGCUGGAGCAGAUAGUGGACCUGGCCACGAAAGCUGGGGAGUACCGCCUCCUCACUGGAAAGUACGUGCCACCAUUUGAGAGUGUGCUCUGUCUAGUUAUGUACCAAUUAUCUUGCCUUUCUCCCAAAGUGUGCGCUUGCUCACGUCCGUUUACUGAUUUGAGCGGAAAUCACUAGUAUAAGAAAUAUGGUGGAAACUCCCACUGGCCCAUGCGUCCACCAAUCCAACGCUUUUAGAUUUGUGGGAAGUAGUGAACGACUGCUCACUUCAGGAGAAAGGUUAUUGGGACACACCCUCAGUUUUUUUCUGUUGCCUUUUCUGCAAAUCAAUGCCCACAAAGAUGGUCUAUUAAGACAUAAUUGUCACAGUCAUGUUAAGGGGGGCAGAAAUCACUGAUUUAGCCUCGGGUUUCAAUCGUCCUCAUUAGGAAAUGCAACUGAGAACGAGAUUUGGGUCUUGGAGAUGUGCUUUGAUGUGACUGUCUAUUGUGUGUGUGUUUGCAUAUGGGAAGCAUUUGUACAUUCACUCUGCCAAAACAGUACACAGCUAGUCACUCACCCGUCUAGAUAACUUGAAAGUCUAACCAGGUCUUGUGUCUGGAAGUAGCCUAGGCUAGCGAGUGCUAGCCAAGUGCCAUAGUUGUGGCAAAGUUGGUUUGACUUUGGAUAGCCUAUCUGUGGGCCUAGUUAGGAACCGUCAAUAUAUUACACAAUGUAAAUGGGACAAUAUUUUCAUGUUGGACACCUUUUAGCUUUCUCAGUAAAUGCUUUUAAUAUUUGUAUAUUAAUUUCUACAAUUGAAAGUUUGUUUGAGGUUUUUAUGUCAUUGAAAUUUGGAGCUAUUGAAAUGUUUUAAUAUUGUCCCAUGUACAUUAUGUAAUUUACUGAUGUCCCUAACUAGCCCCAUAGGGAUAUCCAAAGUCAAACCAAAUUGACUAUGGUCAGUGUGCUGGGCAUUACAAUCGGGUCACGUGCAACUGUGCUCCGAAUUGAUGAUGGCUUGGGUGCUGCCAGCUGUGGGCAGGAUUGAAAUAAACCCAAUCAGAGGAAAACUGUUACGUACCCUAUAUUACGUGACAUACCCUUUUUUCCUAAUAAUCUCACAGAUCUCUGUUUUGGACGAGGCUGACUUAAUGACGAAAAUUAUCCUAUUUACACUUUGUAGUCAAUUUUGUCACUAGAAUAAAUGUUUGUGACUCACAUCGAUGCCACAUAGGCCAUUUUCAACCAGAUACGUUUUGAUUUUAUUCAGUCGAUCUUUAAGUAGAGUAUACAUGAUGUUCUGCACAAAUGUUUGAUAAAAUCUGAAAGACAAGGGUGUUUGUGAUUUGUUGAAUUAUACAAUUAUUAAAGUAAUGUAAGUGAAAAGGCUGCUAUAUCCAUUUAAUAAUACUAAAAGCACCCACAAUAUCAGAAGCCAGCUAUACAGUGCCUAUGGAAAGUAUUCAGACCCCUUGACUUUUUCCACAUUUUGUUAGGUUACAGCCUUAUUCUAAAAUGGAUUAAAUUGUUUUUUUUUCCCUCAUCAGUCUACACACAAUACCCCAUAAUGACAAAGCAAAAACUGGUUUGUAUAAAUUUUUUUGCAAAUGUAUUAAAAAUAUACAACUGAAAUAUAACAUUUACAUAAGUAUUCAGACCCUUUACUCAGUACUUUGUUGAAGCACCUUUGGCAGCGAUUACAGCCUUGAGUCUUCUUGAGUAUGACGCUACAAGCUUGGCACACCUGUAUUUGGGGAGUUUCUCCCAUUCUUCUCUGCAGAUCCUCUCAAGCUGUCAGGUUAGAUGGGGAGCGUUGCUGCACAGCUAUUUUUAGGUCUCUCCAGAGAUGUUCGAUCGGGUUCAAGUCUGGGCUCUGGCUGGGCCACUCAAGGACAUUCAGAGACUUGUCCCGAAGCCACUCCUGCGUUGUCUUGGCUGUGUGCUUAGGGUCAUAGUCCUGAGUGAUCUGGAGCAGGUUUUCAUCAAGGAUCUCUCUGUACUUUGCUCCGUUCAUCUUUCCCUCGAUCCUGACUAGUCUCCCAGUCCCUGCCGCUGAAAAACAUCCCCACAGCAUGAUGCUGCCACCACCAUGCUUCACUGUAGGGAUGGUGCCAGGUUUCCUCCAGAUGUGACGCUUAGCAUUCAGGCCAAAGAGUUCAUUCUUGGUUUCAUCAGACCAGAUCAUCUUGUUUCUCAUGGUCUGAGAGUCUUUAUGUGCCUUUUGGCAAACUCCAAGCGGGCUGUCAUGUGCCUUUUACUGAGGAGUGGCUUCCAUCUGGCCACUCUACCAUAAAGGCCUAAUUGGUGGAGUGCUGCAGAGAUGUUUGUCCUUCUGGAGGGUUCUCCCAUCUCCACAGAGGAACUCUAGAGCUCUGUCAGAGUGACCAUCGGGUCACCUCCCUGACCAAGGCCCUUCUCCCCCGAUUGCUCAGUUUGGCCGGGCGGCCAGCUCUAGGAAGAGUCUUGGUGGUUCCAAUCUUCUUCCAUUUAGAAAUGAUGGAGGCCACUGUGUUCUUGGGGACCUUCAAUGCUGCAGAAAUGUUUUGGUAUCCUUCCCCAGAUCUGUGCCUCGACACAAUCCUGUCUCGGGGCUCUACAGACAAUUCCUUCGACCUCAUGGCUUGGUUUUUUCUCUGACAUGCACUGUCAACUGUGGGACCUUAUAUAGACAGGUGUGUGCCUUUCCAAAUCAUGUCCAAUCAAUUGAAUUGACCACAGGUGGACUCCAAUCAAGUUGUAGAAACAUCUCAAGGAUGAUCAAUGGAAACAGAAUGCACCUGAGCUCAAUUUCGAGUCUCAUAGCAAAGGGUCUGAAUACUUAUGUAAAUAAGGUAUUUCUGUUUUUUGUUUUUAAUAAAUUUGCAAAAUAUUCUAAAAACCUGUUUUCGCUUAAUCAUUAUGGGGUAUUGUGUGUAUUGCUGAGGAAAUUGUUUUAUUUAAUCAAUUUUAGAAUAAGGCUGUAACGUAACAAAAUGUGGAAAAAGUCAAGGGGUCUGAAUACUUUCCAAAGGCACUGUAGAUUUUGAGGAGCUAAGCCAAUCUAAGAGUGUUAUCCCCGGUAGAAAUGAACAAUGUGUCAGAAUGUGAGUAUUUCACCACCCAGUAGGCACACACUGGUUGAAUCAACGUUGUUUCCACGUCAUUUCAAUGAAAUUAUGUUGAACCCAAUGUGGAAUAGACGUUGAAUUAAACGUCUGUGCCCAGUGGGCAGUUGUGUUUACUCAUACUCAUACCGUUAUAGCUUUGCUUGUGCAAAAUCGUUAGGUUAGCUCAAGGCACGACACGAUGGAAUCAUGUAUUUCUUGCUUGUCAAAUGACUUGACCAAUGAAAUCAAAUAAAGAAAACAACCUCAAAUUCUGUCUCAUUCUUCUCGUGAAAGUUUUAGUGCAUCUUGUUCACUUGUUUUGGUUCGAACAAUUAACAAUGUACUUGGAGGGAGGAGAAUUAGAAAUUAUAUGUAAAGGCAAAGCAGAAGACAAGUAGACAAGGGUGGGAGAGCAACCUUUUCAUUUUUGGACCGUAAGCAUUAAUUCGGUCAAGUGAUAAUCCAGCAGGACCGGCACAGUAUUCUGAGGGCAUCCAUUUAGAUGCAGCACAGCACUGAGUGUUCUUUGCUACUCUGUCCUGCAGUCUUAUCCCUGGGAAGUUGAUGCGGGAAUGGAAGGAGCUCUUGUUUUGCGGGAAGCCCCUGUAUGACAGUGGCAGUCUGGAGGAGCUACCUGCCGACCCCACCCCAGAGCAGUUCAUUGAGGUUGAGAAACAGGAGAUCCUUAACAACCAGGACUAUGAUGAGUAUAUGGUGAGUCCAUUAGUGUGAGGUCAUGCCCAAGAAAUUCUAUUCAGAAUUGUCCAAGAAAUGCUUUUCAGUGUGUAACUGGAAUUCAGAGGUUCUCAAAUUGUCUUGAAAUGGUGUCGCAAGUAAAGAAUAUGACUCGACUGAUAUGUUGAAUUUCACAAUGGUGCAGGUUUAUAGCCUGGUCCCAGAUCUGUUUGUGCUAUCGUGUUAAUUCCUUGUAUGCCUGGUACCCAGGCUAGCAGGUUCAGCGUUAUUGUUGACAAUAAUCCCAGUGUCUUUAGGUGUGUUCUAUGUGUUGAUUCUGUGUGUCAGAGCAUGACUGGUGAGUGGACCUGGCCAGAGGAGGGGGAGGCAAAGCCCCCCCCGUCCAACAACAAUAUCCUGGGACAUGUGGUGCUCCGCCUGCAGACUAUUGUGAACCCCCCCAAACCAGACACCCUUCCUCCCUUCUUUCCUCGGUUCACACUGAAAGCCUGUGUGCUGGGAAAGCUUUUCUCCGGGAAGAGCACAUGCUUAACCAGGAUUGCCCAAGGUAUCCCUCCAACCAUAUCAUGGAGUAUCACACAGUAUCAUGCAUUAUCACGCAGUAUCACACAGUAUCAUGCAGUAUCACGCAGUAUCAUGCAUUACCAUACUACUUCAUUUCUGGCAACAGAUUAGGUGUUGUCGUGUUGUCUUGCCUCGUGAGAGUCUUCUUUGUUCUUUGGCUAAAACAACCAUAGAGUAACAUACAGGUAACUGCCAAAAUAAAGGAAACACUUGAGUAAAUGAGGGAUACAAAGAAUAUUGAAAGCAGGUGCUUCCACACAGGUGUGGUUUCUGAGUUAAUUAUGCAAUGCUAAAAUGCUUGUUUAAAAAUGCUGUGCAGGUCAUUAUUUUGGCUACCAUGGCUAUGACCCCAUAGGAUGACAAUGCCCCCAUCCACAGGGCACGAGUGGUCACAGAAUUGUUUGAUGAGCAUGAAAAUGAUGUAAACCAUAUGUCACCAGAUCUCAACUCAUUUGAACAUUUAUUGGAGAUUCUGGAGCGGCGCCUGAGACAGCGUUUUCCACCACCAACAAAAUAGAGUUCCAGACACUUGUAGAAUCUAUGCCAAGGUGCAUUGACGCUGUUCUCUCUUGUGAUGGCCCAACGCCCUAUUAAAACACUUUAUGUUGGUGUUUCCUUUAUUUUGGCAGUUACCGUGUGUAUACACUGAGUGUACAAAACAUUAAGAACACCUGCUCUUUCUAUGACAUAGACUGUCCAGGUGAAAGCUAUGAUCCCUUAUUGAUGUCACUUGUUAAAUCCACUUCAAUCAGUGUAGAUGAAGGGGAGGAGACAGGUUAAAGAAGGAUUUUUAAGCCUUGAGACAAUUGAGACAUGGAUUGUGUAUGUGUGCCAUUCAGAGGGUGAGUGGGCAAGACAAAAUAUUUAAGUGCCUUUGAACGGGGUGUGGUUGUAGGUGCCAGGCAUACCGGUUUGUGUGAAGAACUGCAACGCUGCUGGGUUUUUCAUACUCAACAGUUUCCUGUGUGUAUCAAGAAUGGUCCACCACCCUAAGGACAUCCAGCCAACUUGACAAAACUGUAGGAAGCAUUGGUGUCAACAUGGGCCAGAUGGCCAGCAUCCCUGUGGAAUGCUUUAGACACCUUGUAGAGUCCAUGCCCCGACAAACUGAGGCUGUUCUGAGGGCAAAAGGGGGGGAUGCAACUAUAUUAGGAAUUUAUUCUUAAUGUUUUGUACGCUCUGUGUAUACAGUGGGGGAAAAAAGUAUUUAGUCAGCCACCAAUUGUGCAGGUUCUCCCACUUAAAAAUAUGAGAGAGGCCUGUAAUUUCCAUCAUAGGUACACGUCAACUAUGACAGACAAAUUGAGAAAGAAAAAUCCAGAAAAUCACAUUGUAGGAUUUUUAAUGAAUUUAUUUGCAAAUUAUGGUGGAAAAUAAGUAUUUGGUCACCUACAAACAAGCAAGAUUUCUGGCUCUCACAGACCUGUAACUUCUUCUUUAAGAGGCUCCUCUGUCCUCCACUCGUUACCUGUAUUAAUGGCACCUGUUUGAACUUGUUAUCAGUAUAAAAGACACCUGUCCACAACCUCAAACAGUCACACUCCAAACUCCACUAUGGCCAAGACCAAAGAGCUGUCAAAGGACACCAGAAACAAAAUUGUAGACCUGCACCAGGCUGGGAAGACUGAAUCUGCAAUAGGUAAGCAGCUUGGUUUGAAGAAAUCAACUGUGGGAGCAAUUAUUAGGAAAUGGAAGACAUACAAGACCACUGAUAAUCUCCCUCGAUCUGGGGCUCCACGCAAGAUCUCACCCCGAUCACAAGAACGGUGAGCAAAAAUCCCAGAACCACACGGGGGGACCUAGUGAAUGACCUGCAGAGAGCUGGGACCAAAGUAACAAAGCCUACCAUCAGUAACACACUACGCCGCCAGGGACUCAAAUCCUGCAGUGCCAGACGUGUCCCCCUGCUUAAGCCAGUACAUGUCCAGGCCCGUCUGAAGUUUGCUAGAGUGCAUUUGGAUGAUCCAGAAGAGGAUUGGGAGAAUGUCAUAUGGUCAGAUGAAACCAAAAUAUAACUUUUUGGUAAAAACUCAACUCGUCGUGUUUGGAGGACAAAGAAUGCUGAGUUGCAUCCAAAGAACACCAUACCUACUGUGAAGCAUCGGGGUGGAAACAUCAUGCUUUGGGGCUGUUUUUCUGCAAAGGGACCAGGAUGACUGAUCCGUGUAAAGGAAAGAAUGAAUGGGGCCAUGUAUCGUGAGAUUUUGAGUGAAAACCUCCUUCCAUCCGCAAGGGCAUUGAAGAUGAAACGUGGCUGGGUCUUUCAGCAUGACAAUGAUCCCAAACACACCGCCCGGGCAACGAAGGAGUGGCUUCGUAAGAAGCAUUUCAAGGUCCUGGAGUGGCCAAGCCAGUCUCCAGAUCUCAACCCCAUAGAAAAUCUUUGGAGGGAGUUGAAAGUCUGUGUUGCCCAGCGACAGCCCCAAAACAUCACUGCUCUAGAGGAGAUCUGCAUGGAGGAAUGGGCCAAAAUACCAGCAACAGUGUGUGAAAACCUUGUGAAGACUUACAGAAAACGUUUGACCUAUGUCAUUGCAAACAAAGGGUAUAUAACAAAGUAUUGAGAAACUUUUGUUAUUGACCAAAUACUUAUUUUCCACCAUAAUUUGCAAAUAAAUUCAUAAAAAAUCCUACAAUGUGAUUUUCUGGAUUUUUUUUUCUCAUUUUGUCUGUCAUAGUUGACGUGUACCUAUGAUGAAAAUUACAGGCCUCUCUCAUAUUUUUAAGUGGGAGAACUUGCACAAUUGGUGGCUGACUAAAUACUUUUUUCCCCCACUGUAUAUACAGGAUAUAUGAAUAAUAUAUACAGUGAGGGAAAAAAGUAUUUGAUCCCCUGCUGAUUUUGUACGUUUGCCCACUGACAAAGACAUGAUCAGUCUAUAAUUUUAAUGGUAGGUUUAUUUGAACAGUGAGAGACAGAAUAACAACAAAAAUAUCCAGAAAAAAGCAUAUAAAAAAUGUUAUCAAUUGAUUUGCAUUUUAAUGAGGGAAAUAAGUAUUUGACCCCUCUGCAAAACAUGACUUAGUACUUGGUGGCAAAACCCUUGUUGGCAAUCACAGAGGUCAGACGUUUUUUGUAGUUGGCCACCAGGUUUGCACACAUCUCAGGAGGGAUUUUGUUCCACUCCUCUUUGCAGAUCUUCUCCAAGUCAUUAAGGUUUUGAGGCUGACGUUUGGCAACUCAAACCUUCAGCUCCCUCCACAGAUUUUCUAUGGGAUUAAGGUCUGGAGACUGGCUAGGCCACUCCAGGACCUUAAUGUGCUUCUUCUUGAGCCACUCCUUUGUUGCCUUGGCCGUGUGUUUUGGGUCGUUGUCAUGCUGGAAUACCCAUCCACGACCCAUUUUCAAUGCCCUGGCUGAGGGAAGGAGGUUCUCACCCAAGAUUUGACGGUACAUGGCCCCGUCCAUCGUCCCUUUGAUGCGGUGAAGGUGUCCCAUCCCUUAGCAGAAAAACAGCCCCAAAGCAUAAUGUUUCCACCUCCAUGUUUGACGGUGGGGAUGGUGUUCUUGGGGUCAUAGGCAGCAUUCCUCCUCCUCCAAACACGGUGAGUUGAGUUGAUGCCAAAGAGCUCAAUUUUGGUCUCAUCCGACCACAACACUUCCACCCAGUUCUCCUCUGAAUCAUUCAGAUGUUCAUUGGCAAACUUCAGACGGGCCUGUAUAUGUGCUUUCUUGAGCAGGGGGACCUUGCGGGCCCUGCAGGAUUUCAGUCCUUCACGGCGUAGUGUGUUACCAAUUGUUUUCUUGGUGACUAUGGUCCCAGCUGCCUUGAGAUCAUUGACAAGAUCCUCCCGUGUAGUUUUGGGCUGAUUCCUCACCGUUCUCAUGAUCAUUGCAACUCCACGAGGUGAGAUCUUGCGUGGAGCCCCAGGCCGAGGGAGAUUGACAGUUAUUUUGUGUUUCUUCCAUUUGCGAAUAAUCGCACCAACUGUUGUCACCUUCUCACCAAGCUGCUUGGCGAUGAUUUUGUAGCCCAUUCCAGCCUUGUGUAGGUCUACAAUCUUGUCCCUGACAUCCUUGGAGAGCUCUUUGGUCUUGGCCAUGGUGGAGAGUUUGGCAUCUGAUUGAUUGAUUGCUUCUGUGGACAGGUGUCUUUUAUACAGGUAACAAGCUGAGAUUAGGAGCACUCCCUUUAAGAGUGUGCUCCUAAUCUCAACUCGUUACCUGUAUAAAAGACACCUGGGAGCCAGAAAUCUUUCUGAUUGAAAGGGGGUCAAAUACUUAUUUCCCUCAUUAAAAUGCAAAUCAAUUUAUAACAUUUUUGACAUGCGUUUUUCUACCAUUAAACCUACCAUUAAAAUUAUAGACUGAUAAUUUCUUUGUCAGUGGGCAAACGUACAAAAUCAGCAGGGGAUCAAAUACUUUUUUUCCCUCACUGUAUAUGAAAAUAGGAUCUCUGCAAACCACCAUCUUUUCUCUCGUUUUCUAACCCAGUCCAUCACAUCCACGUCCUGUCAGCUAAUGUUCUGAUCCAGGAGGCGCUGGCUGCACAUCAGCUUGGAGAGCUUGGAUGUGAGGUUAGAAAACCUUUUUUUAUUUUUUUCUCUCAAACGUGUCUCAAAGGUUUUGUGGCCACACUGAAGUGAAUUGGAAUAACGCAUACAUAAAACUGUCAUAAGAAUGAAUGAAUGACAGCUGUAUGCAGUUGUAUAUUCAGUUUUUUUAUGUAUAUUUAAAUAAAAACACGACCCUUUUUCUACUGUACAAGAGCACAGAGAGCGGUGAAACAUUGUCCACUAAAGACAUCGACCAGAUGGAGACGGAUACUGAGAUGGAGGAGGAGUCGUCACAGGAUUCAGGUGAAGCUUCCCCUAGAUGCUGAUCUUGGGUCAGUUUUUCAUUUCCCCCACUAAUGGUUAAGGUUAGGAUUGGGGGGAGGGGAAGCUGAUUCUAGGUCUGUACCUAGGGGAAACAUCACACCAGAGCGCAAUAUUAGGAGAAUCAGCAGCACAUGUUUUAAGCCAAUGAGAAAUGUGACUUUGUGAAUUCCAGUUGUUUUCUUACUUCAUCCUGAAUUGCCCGUCUGUAAACAAGGGUUUUGUCUGGGGGCGGCAGGUAGCUUAGUGGGUAAGAGCGUUGUGCCAGUAACCGAAAGGUCGCUGGUUCUAAUCCCCGAGCCGACUAGGUGAAAAAUCUGUCGAUGUGCCCUUGAGCAAGGCACUUAACCCUAAUUGCUCUGGAUAAGAGCGUCUGCUAAAUGACGUAAAUGUCUGAUUUGGGCUUUAUUGUUUAGUAGAGCCUCAGCAGCAAGGAGCCAAGAAAAAACCCAAGGCAAGGACAGCGGUAUGUUGACAUGACCAUGUGUCUCUUAUACCUGCAUACUGACACAGAGAAACACAUGCAUAGGGAUUCUAUUUAAGCAGUAAGGCCCGAGGAGGUGUGGCAUAUGGCCAAUAUACCAUGGCUAAGGGCUGUUCUUAGGCACGAUGCAACGUAAUUAGAGCAGUAAAAAAUAAAUGUUUUGUCAUACCCGUGGUAUACGGUCUGAUAUACCACAGCUUUCAGCCAAUCAGCAUUCAGGGCUCGAACCACCCAGUUUAUAUUUACAGUGGCUUGCGAAAGUAUUCACCCCCCUUGGCAUUUUUCCUAUUUUGUUGCCUUACAACCUGGAAUUAAAAUGGAUUUUUGGGGGGUUUGUAUCAUUUGAUUUACACAACAUGCCUACCACUUUGAAGAUGCAAAAUAGUUUUUAUUGUGAAACAACCAAGAAAUAAGACAAAAAAACAGAACUUGAGCGUGCAUAACUAUUCACCCCCCCAAAGUCAAUACUUUGUAGAGCCAACUUUUGCAGCAAUUACAGCUGCAAGUCUCUUGGGGUAUGUCUCUAUAAGCUUGGCACAUCUAGCCACUGGGAUUUUUGCCCAUUCUUCAAGGCAAAACUGCUCCAGCUCCAUCAAGUUGGAUGGGUUCCGCUGGUGUACAGCAAUCUUUAAGUCAUACCACAGAUUCUCAAUAGGAUUGAGGUCUGGGCUUUGACUAGGCCAUUCCUGUCACGCCCUGGCUCUGGGACUCUGUUAUGUUGAGCCAAGGUGUGUAGUUUCUAUGUAUUUGUGUUCUAGGUUCUUUAUCUAGCUCAUGUGUUUCUGUGUUGGCCGGGGUGGUUCUCAAUCAGAGGCAACGAGUGUCAGCUGAUUGCUUGUUGUCUCUGAUUGGGGAACCCCAUACUUAGGCAGCCUGUUUUCCACAGUGUUUUGUGGGAUCUUGUUCCGUGAUUGGUUUUGGGUCUGUUACCUAGGACUUCACGUAUCGUUUUGUUGUUUUGUUUCGGUGUGGUGAAUCAAAUAAAAGUAUGUUCCACGUCAUCACGGCUGCGGCAUUGGUUCCAUUUCCUUCCAACGAUCGUGACACUUCAAGGACAUUUAAAUGUUUCCCCUUAAACCCACUUGAGUGUUGCUGUAGCAGUACGCUUAGGGUCUUGUCCUGCUGGAAGUUGAACCUCCCCGUCCCAGUCUCAAAUCUCUGGAAGACUGAAAUAGGUUCCCUCACAGAAUUUCCCUGUAUUUAAGCGCCAUCCAUCAUUCCUUCACUCUGACCAGUUCCCCAGGUUUCCUGCUAUGAAAACGUGUUCUCGGGGUGAUGAGAGGUGUUGGGUUUGCGACAGACAUAGCGUUUUCCUUGAUGGCCAAAAAGCUCAAUUUUAGUCUCAUCUGACCAGAGUACCUUCUUCCAUAUGUUUGGGGAGUCUCCCACAUGCCUUUUGGCGAACACCAAACGUGUUUGCUUGUUUUUUUCUUUAAGCAAUGGCUUUUUUCUGGCCACUCUUCCGUAUAGCCCAGCUCUGGAGUGUAUGGCUUAAAGUGGUCCUAUGGACAGAUACUCCAAUCUCCGCUGUGGAGCUUUGCAGCUCCUUCAGGGUUAUCUUUGGUGUCUUUGUUGCCUCUCUGAUUAAUGUCCUCCAUGCCUGGUCCGUGAGUUUUGGUGGGCGGCCCUCUCUUGGCAGGUUUGUUGUGGUGCCAUAUUCGUUAAUUUUUUUAUAAUGGAUUUAAUGGUGCUACGUGGGAUGUUCAAAGUUUUUGAUAUUUUUGUAUAACCCAACCCUGAUCUGUACUUCUCCACAACUUUUUCCCUGACCUGUUUGGAGAGCUCCUUGGUCUUCAUGAUGCCGCUUGCUUGGUGGUGCCCCUUGCUUAGUGUUGUUGCAGACUCUGGGGCCUUUCAGAACAGGUGUAUAUAUACUGAGAUCAUGUGACAGAUCAUGACUUUAUUUAACUAAUUAUGUGACUUCUGAAGGUAAUUGGUUGCACCAGAUCUUAUUUAGGGGCUUCAUAGCAAAGGGGGUGAAUAUAUAUGCACGCACCACUUUUCCGUUAUUUAUUUUUUAGAAUUCUAUGAAACAAGUAAUUUUUUUCAUUUUUCACUUCACCAAUUUGGACUAUUUUGUGUAUGUCCAUUACAUGAAAUCCAAAUAAAAAUAAAUGUAAAUUACAGGUUGUAAUGCAACUAAAUAGGAAAAACGCCAAGGGGGAUGAAUACUUUUGCAAGGCACUGUGUACUUAAUACUGUAUAUAUAUAUUACUUAGAAUACUUAUAUUUGGAAUAACAAAGAACAUCCUUCCCAGCUCUCUGUGAGGGCCCAGCAUGGAGCAGGAGUGGAAAACUUUCUCAGAAAAGGGAGAUCCGUCCCAGACGAGCUGCUUGUGGACAUUGUAGUCGAAGCUAUCAGGUUUAAACACAAACAAAAUCCUAUUCUGUUCUUUAGAAGCAGUAAAUUGAAUCGAGUGCUAAAUGAAACGAAUAGCCCUUUUGUGUUGAACGUGUAUUGACUGUAAUCUCUUUACUCUUUACACCAGGGCGAUCCCAGCAGACUCGGGCUGGAUUCUGGACGGCUUCCCGGUUGAUCUGACCCAGGCCAAGCUGCUGGAGAAGGCCCUGGGGGGCUCGGACCCCGGGAAGGAGAGGAAGAGGAGGAACAAGCGGUCCAUCCUGUCUGUGGAUAGCAACGCUCCUAAGGAUCCCCCUCCUCCGUCUCCUGUCCUGGACCUAGCUCUGCUGCUAGACGUGUCUGAUGACCAUGUUUUGGACAGGGUGGCCAAGCAGGCCUGUGAGUUUCAUAGCCCUGGUCCCAGAUCUGUUUGUGUUGUCAUGCCAACUCCUAUGGUCAUUUUCAAACAGCGUUACCUUGACCAUAGGAGUCGGCAUGACAACACAAAAAGUAGUAGGUAUCCAGGCUGUAUGUUUCAAGUUUUCAGGUUUAUUCGCCACAUGCACAGGAUACAACAGGUAUAUAACAGUACAGGAUACAACAGGUAUAUAACAGUACAGGAUACAACAGGUAUAUAACAGUACAGGAUACAACAGGUAUAUAACAGUACAGGAUACAACAGGUAUAUAACAGUACAGGAUACAACAGGUUUUAACAGUACAGGAUAAACAGGUAUAUAACAGUACAGGAUACAACAGGUAUAUAACAGUACAGGAUACAACAGGUAUAAUACACGUACAGGAUACAACAGGUAUAUAACAGUACAGGAUACAACAGGUAUAUAACAGUACAGGAUACAACAGGUAUAUAACAGUACAGGAUACAACAGGUAUAUAACAGUACAGGAUACAACAGGUAUAUAACAGUACAGGAUACAACAGGUAUAUAACAGUACAGGAUACAACAGGUAUAUAACAGUACAGGAUACAACAGGUAUAUAACAGUACAGGAUACAACAGGUAUAUAACAGUACAGGAUACAACAGGUAUAUAACAGUACAGGAUACAACAGGUAUAUAACAGUACAGGAUACAACAGGUAUAUAACAGUACAGGAUACAACAGGUAUAUAACAGUACAGGAUACAACAGGUAUAUAACAGUACAGGAUACAACAGGUAUAUAACAGUACAGGAUACAACAGGUAUAUAACAGCACAUUAUACAACAGGUAUAUAACAGCACAGGAUACAACAGGUAUAUAACAGCACAUGAUACAACAGGUAUAUAACAGCACAGGAUACAACAGGUAUAUAACAGCACAGGAUACAACAGGUAUAUAACAGUACAGGAUACAACAGGUAUAUAACAGCACAGGAUACAACAGGUAUAUAACAGUACAGGAUACAACAGGUAUAUAACAGUACAGGAUACAACAGGUAUAUAACAGUACAGGAUACAACAGGUAUAUAACAGUACAGGAUACAACAGGUAUAUAACAGUACAGGAUACAACAGGUAUAUAACAGUACAGGAUACAACAGGUAUAUAACAGUACAGGAUAUAACAGGUGUUUAACAGUACAGGAUACAACAGGUAUAUAACAGUACAGGAUACAACAGGUAUAUAACAGUACAGGAUACAACAGGUAUAUAACAGUACAGGAUACAACAGGUAUAUAAACGAACAGGAUACAACAGGUAUAUAACAGUACAGGAUACAACAGGUAUAUAACAGUACAGGAUACAACAGGUAUAUAACAGUACAGGAUACAACAGGUAUAUAACAGUACAGGAUACAACAGGUAUAUAACAGUACAGGAUACAACAGGUAUAUAACAGUACAGGAUACAACAGGUAUAUAACAUACAGGAUAACAGGUUAUAACAGUACAGGAUACAACAGGUAUAUAACAGUACAGGAUACAACAGGUAUAUAACAGUACAGGAUACAACAGGUAUAUAACAGUACAGGAUACAACAGGUAUAUAACAGUACAGGAUACAACAGGUAUAUAACAGCACAGGAUACAACAGGUAUAUAACAGUACAGGAUACAACAGGUAUAUAACAGUACAGGAUACAACAGGUAUAUAACAGUACAGGAUACAACAGGUAUAUAACAGCACAGGAUACAACAGGUAUAUAACAGACAGGAUACAACAGGUAUAAACAGCACAGGUAUACAACAGGUAUAUAACAGUACAGGAUACAACAGGUAUAUAACAGUACAGGAUACAACAGGUAUAUAACAGUACAGGAUACAACAGGUAUAUAACAGUACAGGAUACAACAGGUAUAUAACAGUACAGGAUACAACAGGUAUAUAACAGUACAGGAUACAACAGGUAUAUAACAGUACAGGAUACAACAGGUAUAUAACAGUACAGGAUACAACAGGUAUAUAACAGUACAGGAUACAACAGGUAUAUAACAGUACAGGAUACAACAGGUAUAUAACAGUACAGGAUACAACAGGUAUAUAACAGUACAGGAUACAACAGGUAUAUCACAGUACAGGAUACAACAGGUAUAUAACAGUACAGGAUACAACAGGUAUAUAACAGUACAGGAUACAACAGGUAUAUAACAGUACAGUGAAAUGUUUACUUUAUGUCCUGGAUGGCUGGGAGCUAGCCCCCAGUGAUAAGCUGGGCCGUCCGCACCAACCUCUGUAGGGCCUUCUGGUCAUGGGCAUUGCAGUUACCAUACCAGAUGGUGAUACAGCAAGUCAGGAUGCUCUCGAUGGUGCAGCUGUAAAACUUCCUGAGGAUCUGAGAGGCCAUGCCAAAUCGUUUCACCCUCCUGAGGGAGAAGAGGCGUUGCCUUCUUCACGACUGUUUUGGUGUGAGAGGACCAUGUGAAGUCCUCAGUGAUGUGGACACUGAGGAACUUGAAGCUCUUGACCCUCUCCACAUGUCGUAUGAGUUGCAUAAGUGUAAUGAAUGACACUGUUUGUAGGUAAGGAGGAGAGCUCUGGCCAGGCCGGGGCCUGGGCUGGGGCUGGUGAGGAGAGCUGUGCCCCUGCUAGAGAGCACAAUGUUGUCAUCGCCAGGGACAAGAGCCUAGAGAAGAGACAGAUCCAGCACAGGUACAAGUAGUACAAUGAACACAAGACGCACACCUGGGUUCAAAUAGUAUUUGUUUUCUUUCAAAUAAUUUGAGGGUUCGAUCGAGACUGCCUUGAGUGACAAAGUGGGUGGGCAUUACACUUUUGGGACUACUCCAUUGGUGCCAUUGUGCCAGUCAAGAUCAAUCAAGUAGAGCUAAAGCGUUUGAAAGAAAAACAAAUACUAUUUGAACCCAGAUCUGAUACUGAGUACACCAUCUCAUCUAACAUUGUUGUAAGGGAUUUUCAGGGCUCUGUGUGUCUUUGAACUUUUAAACUAGUCCACUGACCCACCAUUGUUCUCUUCACACAUUGGGUGUAUUCACUAGGAACCAAGCAGAAGCAAACAGGCCAAAAUACUUGUUUGAAUUUAUUUCAUUGCAAAACAUUUUGCUAUGGUGUGCGCUAAUGAAUACACCCCUUGUUAUUAUCACUGCAGGAUCACAGCCUUCCAGGAUACCUGGCCCAAGCUGGAGAAGUGGUUCUCUGGGAAACAGAGCAUUCUGGUGAGGCUGAUUGCUGAGAUGUCGGAGGACAUGCUCUUCAGAAAAGUGGAAUCCAUCCUGUACCAGGCCAUGAUGCAGUCUGAAAAAGGUACAGGGCACUAAGGGAAUGGUUGAUUUAAGAGAAGUUAUUAAUCCCCCAAAAUGGGAGAUUUGACUUGAUACUACUUUGACUCUUAAGAUCGCCCAGUGAGAUGCCUACUGUACCUAAACUCGUUGUAUGUGUAAUUAUUUUGCCCCACCAGGUGAGGAAGUUGUUUUGGACAGUGGGAAGGCACCAGCGGUCUCGCCUCCUCUCGUCCAGGUAGCCCCGGUUGCGGCCCCAGCGCCCACUGAGUCCACCUCCACCCUCACCCAGGAGGGCCUGACUCCAGCUGUGAAACGCUCCCGCUCCAAGUCCAACACCCGCUCCCCCAAAGGUCGGCUAUCAACCAUGAUGUGUCCCAAAUGGCACCCUAUUCCCUGCAUAGUGCACUAAUUUUGACCAGAGCCCUAUGGGCCCUUGUAAAAAAAAGUUGUGAGUUGUGUACUAUAUAAGGAAUAGGGUGCCAUUUGGGACGAAGCCCAUGCUUCGACAGUUUGUUUCAAAGACAAGAGAACCAUGUCGUCAAACAAUUCUGUUCCAUUCUUUAGGUUCACAGAGCAAUAUUGAGAAGAACACAUCUGAGGGGAAAGAUGUCCAUCGUAAGCUGUCCAAGUCUGGAUCAGGUCAGGCCCAUUACUGAUAUCAGCCUAGCUAUUAGUAACAUUCUGUAACAAACAACAGUUGCUCUCACACUGUUUUUAAACCACAUUAGAAAAGAGGUAUGGUGGCCUAGGGUGGCCUAGGGUGGCCUAGGGUGGCCUAGGGUGGCCUAGCUGUCUACGCCACUGUCUUUGGAAGACAAAUGCUAGGUUAGAUUCCAGCCUACUGUCUUUGGAAGACAUAUACCAGGUCAGAUUCCAGCCUACUGUCUUUGGAAGACAUAUACCGGGUUAGAUUCCAGCCUACUGUCUUUAGAAGACAUAUACCGGGUUAGAUUCCAGCCUACUGUCUUUGGAAGACAAAUGCCAGGUUAGAUUCCAGCCUACUGUCUUUGGAAGACAUAUACCAGGUUAGAUUCCAGCCUACUGUCUUUGGAAGACAUAUACCGGGUUAGAUUCCAGCCUACUGUCUUUGGAAGACACCGGGUUAGAUUCCAGCCUACUGUCUUUGGAAGACACCAGGUUAGAUUCCAGCCUACUGUCUUUGGAAGACACCGGGUUAGAUUCCAGCCUACUGUCUUUGUCACGUUCGUCUAAUGAUGGGUCAGACCAAGGCGCAGCGUGAUAUACGUACAUGUUUAUUAACGUAAUAAACACUCGACAAAACAAUAAACAAACGAAACGUGAAGUCCAAAGGUAACACACAACAAACCUUACACGGAACAAGAUCCCACAACUCAAUAGUGCCAAUAGGCUGCCUAAGUAUGGUCCCCAAUCAGAGACAACGAGCGAUAGCUGCCUCUGAUUGGGAACCACACCGGCCAACAUAGAACUAAACAUACUAGAUUAUACAACAUAGAACAUACACAACAAAGAAUAUACACACCCUGACUCAACAUAUAAGAGUCCCCUGAGUCAGGGCGUGACAGUACCCCCCCAAAAGGUGCGGACUCCGACCGCACAACAUAAACAUAACAGGGUAGGGGCCGGGUGGGCAUUCCGCCUCGACCUCUCACUCUCCGCCUCCCUGUUGUGCCCCUGGUCUGGUCUGGACCUCGGCGCGCUGCUUCCCCUCUCCUUCCUCCCACGAUAGGCCAGGCCCUGUCUGGACCCUGGUGUGGGAGACCCCGAACCUGGAGAGGGGCUGACGUCAUGGUCUGGACAGGAGCCGCUGACCGGAGCUGGACUGGGCACCGGUGGAGCGGACUGCUCUGGCUCCGGAGUGGAGCCGCUGACCGAAGCUGGAUCAGGCACCGGUGGAGCGGACUGCUCUGGCUCCGGAGUGGAGCCGCUGACCGGGGCUGGACUGGACCCCGAUGGAGCGGACUGCUCUGGCUCUGGAGUGGAGCCGCUGACCGGAGCUGGAUCAGGCACCGGUGGAGCGGACUGCUCUGGCUCCGGAGUGGAGCAGCUGACGGGAGCUGGAUCAGGCACCGGUGGAGGCGGACUGCUCUCGCUCCGGAGUGGAGCAGCUGACCGGUGCCGGGACCAAGGCACGCUGUGGUGGAACGGGCACGGGCCGUGCCGGACUGGACAAACGCACCACAGGUCUGGUGCGAGGAGCAGGCACGGGCCGGGCUGGCAACGCGCACCACUGGCUUGGUGCGAGGAGCAGGCACAGGCCGUGCCGGGCUGGCGACGCGCACACUGGCUAGGUGCGAGGAGCAGGAACAGCCGGGCCGGGCUGGCGACGCGCACCACUGGCUUGGUGCGAGGAGCAGGAACAGGCCGGGCGGGCUGGGCUAGCGACGCGCACCACUGGCUUGGUGCGAGGAGCAGGGAACAGGCCGGGCCGGGCUGGCGAACGCGCACCACUGGCUUGGUGCGAGGAGCAGGAACAGGCCGGGCCGGGCUGGGCUAGCGACGCGCACCACUGGCUUGGUGCGAGGAGCAGGAACAGGCCGGGCCGGGCUGGCGACGCGCACCACUGGCUUGGUGCGAGGAACAGGAACAGGCCGGGCGACGCGCACCACUGGCUUGGUGCGAGGAGCAGGAACAGGCCGGGCCGGGCUGGCGACGCGCACCACUGGCUUGGUGCGAGGAGCAGGAACAGGCCGGGCCGGGCUGGGCUGGCGACGCGCACCACUGGCUUGGUGCGAGGAGCAGGAACAGGCCGGACUGGCGACGCGCACCACUGGCUUGGUGCGAGGAGCAGGAACAGGCCGGGCCGGACUGUGGAGGCGGACUGGAGGUCUGGAGCGGAGAGCUGGCACAACCCGUCCUGGCUGAAUGCCUACUUCCGCACAGUAUGUGUGAGGCAUCAGCACAGGACGCACUGGGUUGUGCACGCGCACUGGCGAUACAGUUCGUAGAACUGGCGCAGGAUAUGCGGGACCGAGAAGGCGUACUGGAGACCAGGAGCAUUGAGCCGGCACACCCCGUCCUGGCUGGAUGCCCAUCUUCGCACGGCACAUGCGUGGUGCAAGCACAGGACGUACAGGACUGUGCCGGCGCACUGGCGACACAGUACGUAGCUCCGCAUAACACGGAGCCUGCCCAGUCAUACGCUUCCUCACGUGAGUACGGGGAGUUGGCUCUGCUCUGACACUAGGCUCCGCCAACCACCCCGUGUGCCCCCCAAAAAAUUUUUAUUGGGGCUGCUUCUCGGGCUUCCUCCUCGACCGGCCUCCUCCGUGUUGCCGUUGCUCCUCUCCUGCCUGGGCAUCUACCUUAGCCCAUGGUCCUCUCCCCGGCAAAUAUCUCUUCCCAUGACCACAAAUCGGCCACCUGUGACAUGGCCAUUCGCUCCGCCUGGGCACGCUGCUUGGUCCUCAUUUGGUGGGAUCUUCUGUCACGUUCGUCUAAUGACGGGUCAGACCAAGGCGCAGCGUGAUAUACGUACAUGUUUAUUAACGUAAUAAACACUCGACAAAACAAUAAACGAACGAAACGUGAAGUCCAAAGGUAACACACAACAAACCUUACACGGAACAAGAUCCCACAACUCAAUAGUGCCAAUAGGCUGCCUAAGUAUGGUCCCCAAUCAGUGACAACGAGCGACAGCUGCCUCUGAUUGGGAACCACACCGGCCAACAUAGAACUAAACAUACUAGAAUAUACAACAUAGAACAUACACAACAAAGAAUAUACACACCCUGACUCAACAUAUAAGAGUCCCCUGAGUCAGGGCGUGACAGUAACGCCCCCCCCAAAGGUGCGGACUCCGACCGCACAACAUAAACAUAACAGGGUAGGGGCCGGGUGGGCAUUCCGCCUCGACCUCUCACUCUCCGCCUCCCUGUUGCGCCCCUGGUCUGGUCUGGACCUCAGCGCGCUGCUUCCCCUCUCCUUCCUCCCACGAUAGGCCAGGCCCUGUCUGGACCCUGGUGUGGGAGACCCCGAACCUGGAGAGGGGCUGACGUCAUGGUCUGGACAGGAGCCGCUGACCGGAGCUGGACUGGGCACCGGUGGAGCGGACUGCUCUGGCUCUGGAGUGUAGCCGCUGACCGAAGCUGGAUCAGGCACCGGUGGAGCGGACUGCUCUGGCUCCGUAGUGGAGCCGCUGACCAGGGCUGGACUGGACCCCGGUGGAGCGGACUGCUCUGGCUCCGGAGUGGAGCGGCUGACCGGAGCUGGAUAAGGCACCGGUGGAGCGGACUGCUCUGGCUCCGGAGUGGAGCAGCUGACCGGAGCUGGAUCAGGCACCGGUGGAGCGGACUGCUCUGGCUCCGGAGUGGAGCAGCUGACCGGUGCCGGACCAGGCACCAGUGGAACGGGCACGGGCCGUGCCGGACUGGACAAACGCACCACUGGUCUGGUGCGAGGAGCAGGCACGGGCCGGGCCGGGCUGGCGACGCGCAUCACUGGCUUGGUGCGAGGAGCAGGAACAGGCCGGGCCGGGCUGGGCUGGCGACGCGCACCACUGGCUUGGUGCAAGGAGCAGGAACAGCCCGGGCCGGGCUGGUGACGCGCACCACUGGCUUGGUGCGAGGAACAGGAAAAGGAACAGGCCGGGCGACGCGCAUCCACUGGCUUGGUGCGAGGAGCAGGAACAGGCCGGGCCGGGCUGGCGACGCGCACCACUGGCUUGGUGCGAGGAGCAGGAACAGGCCGGACUGGCGACGCGCACCACUGACUUGGUGCGAGGAGCAGGAACAGGCCGGGCCGGACUGUGGAGGCGGACUGGAGGUCUGGAGCGGAGAGCUGGCACAACCCGUCCUGGCUGAAUGCCUACUUCCGCACAGUAUGUGUGAGGCAUCAACACAGGACGCACUGGGCUGUGCACGCGCACUGGCGAUACAGUUCGUAGAACUGGCGCAGGAUAUGCGGGACCGAGGAGGCGUACUGGAGACCAGGAGCGUUGAGCCGGCACACCCUGUCCUGGCUGGAUGCCCAUCUUCGCACGGCAUGUGCUUGGUGCAAGCACAGGACAUACAGGACUGUGCCGGCGCACUGGCGACACAGUACGUAGCUCCGCAUAACACGGAGCCUGCCCAGUCAUACGCUUCCUCGCGUGAGUACGGGGAGUUGGCUCUGCUCUGACUAGGCUCCGCCAACCACCCGUGUGCCCCCCAAAUCUUUUUUAUUGGGGCUGCUUCUCGGGCUUCCUCCUCGACCGGCCUCCUCCGUGUUGCCGUUGCUCCUCUCCUGCCUGGGCAUCUACCUUAGCCCAUGGUCCUCUCCCCGCAAAUAUCUCUUCCCAUGACCACAAAUCGGCCACCUGUGACAUGGCCAUUCGCUCCGCCUGGACACACUGCUUGGUCCUCGUUUGGUGGGAUCUUCUGUCACGUUCGUCUAAUGACGGGUCAGACCAAGGCGCAGCGUGAUAUACGUACAUGUUUAUUAACAUAAUAAACACUCGACAAAACAAUAAACGAACGAAACGUGAAGUCCAAAGGUAACACACAACAAACCUUACACGGAACAAGAUCCCACAACUCAAUAGUGCCAAUAGGCUGCCUAAGUAUGGUCCCCAAUCAGAGACAACGAGCGACAGCUGCCUCUGAUUGGGAACCACACCGGCCAACAUAGAACUAAACAUACUAGAAUAUACAACAUAGAACAUACACAACAAAGAAUAUACACACCCUGACUCAACAUAUAAGAGUCCCCUGAGUCAGGGCGUGACAGUAACCCCCCCCAAAGGUGCGGACUCCGACCGCACAACAUAAACAUAACAGGGUAGGGGCCGGGUGGGCAUUCCGCCUCGGAGGCGGAUCCGGCUCGGGGCGUGACGACCUCUCACUCUCCGCCUCCCUGUUGCGCCCCUGGUCUGGUCUGGACCUCGGCGCGCUGCUUCCCCUCUCCUUCCUCCCACGAUACGCCAGGCCUUGUCUGGACCCUGGUGUGGGAGACCCCGAACCUGGAGAGGGGCUGACGUCAUGGUCUGGACAGGAGCCGCUGACCGUCUUUGGAAGACACCGGGUUAGAUUCCAGCCUACUGUCUUUGGAAGACACCGGUUAGAUUCCAGCCUACUGUCUUUGGAAGACACCGGGUUAGAUUCCAGCCUACUGUCUUUGGAAGACACUGGUUAGAUUCCAGCCUACUGUCUUUCCUCUAUCUAUCCUAUCCAAUAAACAAUGAAUAUGAGAGGAGUGGGACUGCCCUGCUCCUUUAAAAAAGAACAGAAAAUAUCCCUUUUUUCCAUUGCUUCCAGGAGGAGCCGGGGGGCGUUCCAGGAAGUUGUCCAUAGCCUCCUCCUUUGAGAAUUCCCAUGGUGGGAAGACCAGCCCUACAGAGCCCUUCGCUCCCACCCCUGGAUCUGCACACUGGGUGUACGUGGACGAGCCCCUUCCGAAGGUACAGUAGGAGUAGGGUGAAGUUUCCCAUAGACACUGAUCUUGGAUCAGUUUUGCAUUUUCCCCACUAGUGGUUAAGGUUAUGAUUGGGAAAAGCAGAAGCUGAUCCUAGAUCUGUACCUAGGGGAAACUUUACCCUGUAGUGGUACAGUACAUACUGGUGGAAGACAAGAGGACCAUUAUAGGUUUGCAUGGGCUUUUUCUCUUCUCUUUAGCUCUCAGUCAGAAAGCAUAGUCUCAUUAGCUCUCAGUCAGAAAGCAUAGUCUCAAUAGCUCUCAGUCAGAAAGCAUAGUCAGUCAGAAGCAAUUAGCUCUCAGUCAGAAAGCAUACUCUCAGUCAGAAAGCAUAGUCUCAUUAGCUCUCAGUCAGAAAGCAUAGUCUCAAUAGCUCUCAGUCAGAAAGCAUAGUUCAUUAGCUCUCAGUCAGAAAGCAUAGUCUCAUUAGCUCUCAGUCAGAAGCAUAGCUCAUUAGCUCUCAGUCAGAAAGCAUAGUCUCAUUAGCUCUCAGUCAGAGAAGACAUAGUCUCAUUAGUUCUCAUUCAGAAAGCAUAGUCUCAUUAGCUUUCAGUCAGAAAGCAUAGUCUCAUUAGCUUUCAGUCAGAAAGCAUAGUCUCAUUAGCUCUCAGUCAGAAGCAUGUCUCAUUAGCUCUCAGUCAGAAAGCAUAGUCUCAUUAGCUCUCAGUCAGAAAGCAUAGUCUCAUUAGCUCUCAGUCAGAAAGCAUAGUAUCAUUAGCUCUCAGUCAGAAAGCAUAGUCUCAUAGCUCUCAGUCAGAAUGCAUAGUCUCAUUCGCUCUCAGUCAGAAAGCAUAGUCUCAUUAGCUCUCAGUCAGAAAGCAUAGUCUCAUUAGCUCUCAGUCAGAAUGCAUAGUCUCAUUAGCUCUCAGUCAGAAAGCAUAGUCUCAUUAGUUCUCAUUCAGAAAGCAUAGUCUCAUUAGCUCUCAGUCAGAAAGCAUAGUCUCAUUAGCUCUCAGUCAGAAUGCAUAGUAUCAUUAGCUCUCAGUCAGAAAGCAUAGUCUCAAUAGCUCUCAGUCAGAAUGCAUAGUCUCAUUAGCUCUCAGUCAGAAUGCAUAGUCUCAUUAGCUCUCAGUCAGAAAGCAUAGUCUCAUUAGCUCUCAGUCAGAAUGCAUAGUCUCAUUAGCUCUCAGUCAGAAAGCAUAGUCUCAAUAGCUCUCAGUCAGAAUGCAUAGUCUCAUUAGCUCUCAGUCAGAAAGCAUAGUCUCAUUAGCUCUCAGUCAGAAAGCAUAGUCUCAUUAGCUCUCAGUCAGAAAGCAUAGUCUCAUUAGCUCUCAGUCAGAAAGCAUAGUCUCAUUAGCUCUCAGUCAGAAAGCAUAGUCUCAAUAGCUCUCAGUCAGAAAGCAUAGUCUCAUUAGCUCUCAGUCAGAAAGCAUAGUCUCAUUAGCUCUCAGUCAGAAAGCAUAGUCUCAUUAGCUUUCAGUCAGAAAGCAUAGUCUCAUUAGCUCUCAGUCAGAAAGCAUAGUCUCAUUAGCUCUCAGUCAGAAUGCAUAGUCUCAUUAGCUCUCAGUCAGAAAGCAUAGUCUCAUUAGUUCUCAUUCAGAAAGCAUAGUCUCAUUAGCUUUCAGUCAGAAAGCAUAGUCUCAUUAGCUUUCAGUCAGAAAGCAUAGUCUCAUUAGCUCUCAGUCAGAAAGCAUAGUCUCAUUAGCUCUCAGUCAGAAAGCAUAGUCUCAUUAGCUUUCAGUCAGGAAGCAUAGUCUCAUUAGCUCUCAGUCAGAAAGCAUAGUCUCAUUAGCUCUCAGUCAGAAAGCAUAGUCUCAUUAGCUCUCAGUCAGAAAGUAUAGUCUCAUUAGCUCUCAGUCAGAAAGCAUGGAUGUGUUCAGAUAAAGGUUCUGGCCAAUUACGAAUCAAUUAACAAAGAGAACCAGGCACCGCUCCUUCUGCUCUCAUUCUUCAAAUCAGUGAGCUCUAGAAGUUGAGUAAUUUGCAAUAGCCAUGGAUGGCCACAAGAGGGACCUCCCAAACUUCUAUUUACACUCAUUGGCCCAGUCUGUCAAUGUUUGAGCCUGCAUUUCCCCACUUUACUAUCUUUUGUGGAUUAGGGCGAAGUUGCCCCUAGACGCUGAUCUUAAGUCAGUUUUGCAUUUCUCCCACUAAUGGUUAAGGUUAGGAUUGGGGGAGAGAAAGCUGAUCCUAGAUCUGUAACUAAGGGAAACUUCACCCAAGAGCAUCUUUUGUCUCUCUUCCCCAGGAGAUCCCAGAGUACUUGGUUCCAUACUGGGAGAAUGUGUGUAACUCCUAUGUGACCAACGUCAAGGCCGUGAUGCAGAACCUCCGCACGGAACGCAUCUUGAUCAUUCACCAUCUGUUUAACAUCAGGUGAGGACAUAGUUUAGUGCACAAUGGACGUAAGACAAGCCCAUAGUAUUAGCCUGGUCCCAUAUCUGUAAACUCCUUUAUCACAAACAGAACUGGGAUCAGGCUACGGUAUUAUUACCUUCUUUCUUGGAACUGUGAUGCCUGUUAAAUGCACUUAAAAUACAUUUGACUUUGACUUAACAUCCAAUCUAACAACAUGUAAUCUGUGCUGAUCUGAUCUCGCAUCAGUGAGGAUGCCCUGAUGACUCGGAUCUAUGCACAGUCUGAACAGAGAGAAGUAACUCUUAACUCUCUCAUCUUGUGACGCUUGCAGAGAGGAGUUCAAGCAGUACCUGCGACGGCCCGACCUGAAGCAAGAGUUUGUGUCCCAGUGGCAGCAGGACUAUAACAGUAUCCCCAAGGACAUGAGAGACGACGAGGACACCAAGGCAGAGCUGCACCAGCGUCUGGAUGUAGGCUACAGUAACACAAACGCCAUCAAAGCAAUGUCUGUGUGAUAUUUGCUCAAGUCUGUUGUUUUUCCCAUUGCUUGUCAAUGCUGAGAGUCUGUCUGUCUCUAUGUCGGUCCGUCUGUCUAUCCGUCCGUCCUUCUGUCUCGUCGGUCUGUCCUUCUGUCUGUCUGUCUGUGUCGUCUGUCUGUUUCUCUGUCUCUAUGUUGGUUCCGUCCGUCCGUCUGUCUCGUCGGUCUGUCCUUCUGUCUGUCCUUCUGUCUGUCUGUCUGUGUCGUCUGUCUGUUUCUCUGUCUCUAUGUUGGUUCCGUCCGUCCGUCUGUGUUCGUCGGUCUGUCCUUCUGUCUGUCUGUGUCGUCUGUCUCUCCGUCUGUCUCGUCUGGUGUCGUGACAUUGCAGGACCUGCGCGAGCGUCUGUGGGACAUUUGUGAUAAGCGUAAAGAGGAAGCGGGGCAGGAGCGAGCGGCGGUCAUGUGCGACGGCUGGCUAGAAGACCACACGGCAGUGCUCAUCAACCAUUUCUCCACACUGAUGCAGGUGAAGCUCCUCCCAUCCUGCUCAUGAACAUUUUAUCCCAGCAUCAACCAGAACCAAAUCUCACGUGCGCUUGCCAGCUGACAAUAAAAAGCAAGUUGAAAUGAGAAUCUCUAUUGAAAAUUUGCUCCAGGGGUGCCAUACUACUACGGCUGACCCUUUAAAACAACACAUAUCACUGCACUUUUCACAACACAUUUCACUGGUGUGUGUGACAAUAAAACAUCUAAUAUAUAUAUAUAUAUAUAUAUAUAUAUAUAUAUAUAUAUAUAUAUAUAUAAAUAUAUACAGUACCAGUCAAAUGUUUGGACACACCUACUCAUUCAAGGGUUCUUCUUUAUUUUUACUAUUUUCUACAUUGUAGAAUAAUAGUGAAGACAUCAAAACUAUGAAAUAACACAUAUGGAAUCAUGUAGUAACCAAAAAAGUGUUCAACAAAUCAAAAUAUAUUUUAGAUUCUUCAAAGUAGCCACCCUUUGCCUUGAUGACAGCUUUGCAUACUCUUGGCAUUCUCUCAACCAGCUUCACCUGGAAUGCUUUUCCAACAGUCUUGAAGGAGUUCCCACAUAUGCUGAGCACUUGUUGGCUGCUUUUCCUUCACUCUGCGUUCCGACUCAUCCCAAACCAUCUCAAUUGGUUUGAGGUCGGGUGAUUGUGGAACCCAGGUCAUCUGAUGCAGCACUCCAUCACUCUCCUUGGUCAAAUAGCCCUUACACAGCCUGGAGGUGUGUUGGGUCAUUGUCCUGUUGAAAAACAAAUGAUAGUCCCACUAAGCGCAAACCAGAUGGGAUGGCGUAUCACUGCAGAAUGCUGUGGUAGCCAUGCUGGUUAAGUGUGCCUUGAAUUCUAAAUAAAUCACAGACAGUACCACCAGCAAAGCACCCCCACACCAUAACACCUCCUCCUCCAUGCUUCACGAUGGGAACCACACAUGCAGAGAUCAUCCGUUCACCUACUCUGCAUCUCACAAAGACACGGCGGUUGGAACCAAAAAUCUCAAAUUUGGACUCUUCAGACCAAAGGACAGAUUUCCACCAGUCUAAUGUCCAUUGCUUAUGUUUCUUGGCCCAAGCAAGUCUUUUCUUCUUUUUGGUGUCCUUUAGUAGUGGUUUCUUUGCAGCAAUUCGACCAUGAAGGCCGGAUUCACACAGUCUUCUCUGAACAGUUGAUGUUGAGAUGUGUCUGUUACUUGAACUCUGUGAAGCAUUUAUUUUGGCUGCAAUUUCUGAGGCUGGUAACUCUAAUGAACUUAUCCUCUGCAGCAGAGGUAACUCUGGGUCUUCCUUUCCUGUGGUGGUCCUAAUGAGAGCCAGUUUCAUCAUAGCGCUUUAUGGUUUUUGCGAAUGCACUUGAAGAAACGUUCAAAGUUCUUGAAAUGUUCCGUAUUGACUGACCUUCAUGUCUUAAAGUAAUGAUAGACUGUCAUUUCUCUUUGCUUAUUUGAGCUGUUCUUGCCAUUAUAUGGACUUGGUCUUUUGCCAAAUAGGGCUAUCUUCUGUAUACCCCCCCUACCUUGUCACAACACAACUGAUUGGCUCAAACGCAUUAAGAAGGAAAUAAAUUCCACAAAUUAACUUUGAACAAGGCACAACUGUUAAUUGAAAUGCAUUCCAGGUGACUACCUCAUGAAGCUGGUUGAGAGAAUGCCAAGAGUGUGCAAAGCUGUCAUCAAGGCAAAGGGUGGCUACUUUGAAGUAUCUCAAAUAUAAAAUAUAUUUUGAUAUUUUUUAACACUUUUUGGUUACUACAUGAUUCCAUAUGAGUUACUUCAUAGUUUUGAUGUAUUCACUAUUAUUCUACAAUGUAGAAAAUAGUUAAAAAUUGAGAAAAACCCUUGUGUCCAAACCUUUGACUGGUACUGUAUAUAUAAUAUAUAUUCAUAUUUUUUGUCCAGGACUAGGAUUAAUAUGUGUCUGGGAAACCGCCCCUAAUUGUUAAACCUGUCAUGAGAGACUGUCUAAUUACUUACGUGUAUAAAUCAAUAAGUGUAUAAGUGAAUACAUGUAUAAGUGAAUACGUGUAAAAGUGAAUACGUGAUUGUUUCAGGUUUGGUUUUUAUCUCCAUUUCGAGGUUGGUUAGCACAUUAGCUGAGGUGCGCACUGAUGUUGUACUAAUGUUGUCCUUCUCCAGGUGGAAGUGGACCGAUUCCAGGACUCUCUGCGUCUCCUGCGGGAUUACUACACAGGCAUGUACAGACAGGUGCUGCCUGAGGCGGGGCCAGAAUUCACCUGCAUACCACUGCUAGACAUUGUGGCGCUGGAGGAGCCAGGAACCCAGACGGACAAAUCCAAGAGGCAAGCAGAAGGCUGCUGCUCAGGGGAAGGGAUUCAUCCUGAUUCAUCAGAAAUACCUCGGGUGUAUUCACUAGAAACCAUACUGAACCAAAUGGAAACAAACAGGGACGGUGUGUAACAGACACAUCUCAACGCUACCUACAUUUGUCCAAUAAUAAAACUCUUGUUUUGUUAGCUAAAUAUUUUUCCAUUAUAAAACGUUUUGCUACGGUGUGCCCUAAUGAAUACACCCCUGAUUUUCUGACAGUUAUUCUCCAUUGACUGUUGUCUUAGGUCUAUCUCUAUGUAGUGUUGUGGUGUCUCUCUUGUCGUGAUGUGUGUUUUGUCCUAUAUUUUUAUUUUUAAUCCCAGCGCCCGUCCCCGCAGGUGGCCUUUUGCCUUUUGGUAGGCCGUCAUUGUAAAUAAGAAUUUGUUCUUAAGUGACAUGCCUAGUUAAAUAAAGGUUAAAUAGAAAUAAAUAAAAAAUCAAAUUGAUUUAUAAUAGAAACUGACCUAGCUAGCUACAAUCCCCUAGCCAAAAUCCUGGUUUUCUGUCAGUUAUCAUCCGUUUAUGCAGAGCCUAAUAAAGUGGCCCUUUAUGCAGUCAUGGUUACCAUUUGAACUGGUAUGCCGUUGCCAGUCAGGGAGAGUCACAGCUAUUUCAAUAGUUCCUACCUUUGCUUAUUUAGGGGCAUUGACAGUAUAAGGUUUUUCGACGAUAGUUCCUGUCGUCUCACCAUCAAACACUCCUCUCCCUCCAGUUCUGAAAGAGUCACCAAGAGUGCUGGUAAAAGAGACACUGGAGGAGAUGAGAAGAAGACAUCCAAAGUGUAAGAGAAAGAGAAAGUCCAGUCUACCCAGACUACCUCACCGUGGUAAAAUAUACACACCUUAAAGGGAUAUUUCAUUCAAAAACUAUAUUGUGGAAUUUUGUUCACAUUAGUCCACUGUUAAUGCAAUCCCAUUUUUGUUUGCGUGUCAGCAGUCAGGUUUUCAAGAUAAAAGACACUUUCAGUACAGAGCAAAAACUUGCAUUGAUGAUGCGUUUUGCAUCAUGUGAUUGUGUUCUCUGUUAUUGCAGUGUUCCGCUGAUUCCCCGGAGACCUCCGUCUACUGAAGUGGCCUCUACGAAACAGAAAGGCUUCCAGGACCCUGACGAGAAGCUGCUGCAUGACAUCUAUCAGACUGCUCUGACAGCCAUCAACAACAUGGUGAAGAAGUGUGUGUGUGUGGUGUGGUGUGUGUGUGUGUGUGUGUGAGUAUGUGUGUUUCUCAUGGGUAGUUGUGUGUGUCCAGGUGUCAGCGGAGGCGGCGCAGCGCGAGGCGGAGGAGAGUGAGGAGGCUCAGCAGCAGAUGGACAGAGAGCGGCUACAGAGAAUGUCCCAAGCCUCCGCCGCCGCAGCCAACUCUGGCAAGGACAAGAAGAAAGCUGGCACCAGGAAGAAAGGUUGGACUUAUUCUACCCCAGGGGUAUUCAAAUCCGAGCCAGGCCUUAUUUUGGAGUGUAAAUUGGAUGACUUCUUUUUUUAGGCCCCCCCUCCCCUGCUCAGGAGCCCAGCCCACCCCCUCCCCCAGAGGAAGACUCAGAGGAGGUCUGCAGGAGGGCCAUACGGACCAAAAUCAGACAAGAGUAUGCUGCAGCCCUUGACCAUGAAGGUACCUAACUACAGCAUUGGCUGAGCCUUUCUGAUUCUCUUCCACAUUUAACCUGUAUCCUAAAUGGCACCCUAUUACCUAUAUAGUGCACUACUUUUGUCCAGGGUCCUGCUAUAACCUACAUAAUGCACUACUUUUGACCAGAUCCCUAUGGGCCCUAUAAAGGUAGUAGGGUGCCAUUUUAGACUUCCAUGUCAUAAUAAUGACAGACUGUAGCUUUUAGACUUCCAUAUCAUAAUAAUAACAGACUGUAGCUUUUAGACUUCCAUAUCAUAAUAAUAACAGACUGUAGCUUUUAGACUUCCAUAUCAUAAUAAUAACAGACUGUAGCUUUUAGACUUCCAUAUCAUAAUAAUAACAGACUGUGGAUUUUAGACUUCCAUAUCAUAAUAAUAACAGACUGUAGCUUUUAGACUUCCAUAUCAUAAUAAUAACAGACUGUAGCUUUUAGACUUCCAUGUCAUAAUAAUAACAGACUGUAGCUUUUAGACUUCCAUAUCAUAAUAAUAACAGACUGUAGCUUUUAGACUUCCAUGUCAUAAUAAUAACAGACUGUAGCUUUUAGACUUCCAUAUCAUAAUAAUAACAGACUGUAGCUUUUAGACUUCCAUAUCAUAAUAAUAACAGACUGUAGCUUUUAGACUUCCAUGUCAUAAUAAUAACACACUGUAGCUUUUAGACUUCCAUAUCAUAAUAAUAUCAGACUGUGGAUUUUAGACUUCCAUAUCAUAAUAAUAACAGACUGACACGUUGCUUUCCUGCCUGGUGUAAUACAGCAUGUGGCCACUUGGGACGUUAUCUCUGUUUUCAAUCAACUGGCUGUUAUCAGUCAACUGUCUGUUAUCAAUCAACUGGCUGUUAUCAGUCAACUGUCUGUUAUCAAUCAACUGGCUGUUAUCAAUCAACUGGCUGUUAUCAAUCAGCUGGCUGUUAUCAAUCAACUGGCUGUUAUCAAUCAACUGGCUGUUAUCAAUCAACUGGCUGUUAUCAAUCAACUGGCUGUUAUCAGUCAACUGGCUGUUAUCAAUCAACUGGCUGUUAUCAGUCAACUGGCUGUUAUCAAUCAACUGGCUGUUAUCAGUCAACUGGCGGUUAUCAAUCAACUGGCUGUUAUCAGUCAACUGGCAGUCAUCAGUCAACUGGCUGUUAUCAAUCAACUGGCUUUCAUCAGUCAACUGGCUGUUAUCAAUCAACUGGCUGUUAUCAGUCAACUGGCUGUUAUCAAUCAACUGGCUGUUAUCAAUCAACUGGCUGUUAUCAGUCAACUGGCUGUUAUCAGUCAACUGGCUAUUAUCAAUCAACUGGCUUUCAUCAGUCAACUGGCUGUUAUCAAUCAACUGGCUGUUAUCAAUCAACUGGCUUUCAUCAGUCAACUGGCUGUUAUCAAACAACUGGCUGUUAUCAAUCAACUGGCUGUUAUCAGUCAACUAGCUGUUAUCAGUCAACUGGCUGUUAUCAAUCAACUGGCUUUUAUCAGUCAACUGGCUGUUUUCAAUCAACUGGCUGCUAUCAAUCAACUGGCUGUUAUCAAUUAACUGUCUUUUAUCAAUCAACUGGCUGUUUUCAAUCAACUGGCUGUUAUCAAUCAACUGGCUGCUAUCAGUCAACUGGCUGUUAUCAGUCAAUUGGCUGUUAUCAGUCAACUGGCUGUUAUUAAUCAACUGGCUGUUAUCAGUCAACUGGCUGUUAUCAGUCAACUGGCUGUUAUCAGUCAAUUGGCGGUUAUCAAUCAACUGGCUGUUAUCAGUCAACUGGCAGUCAUCAGUCAACUGGCUGUUAUCAAUCAACUGGCUUUCAUCAGUCAACUGGCUGUUAUCAAUCAACUGGCUGUUAUCAAUCAACUGGCUGUUAUCAGUCAACUGGCUGUUAUCAAUCAACUGGCUGUUAUCAAUCAACUGGCUGUUAUCAGUCAACUGGCUGUUAUCAGUCAACUGGCUGUUAUCAAUCAACUGGCUUUCAUCAGUCAACUGGCUGUUAUCAAUCAACUGGCUGUUAUCAAUCAACUGGCUUUCAUCAGUCAACUGGCUGUUAUCAAUCAACUGGCUGUUAUCAAUCAACUGGCUGUUAUCAGUCAACUGGCUGUUAUCAGUCAACUGGCUGUUAUCAAUCAACUGGCUUUUUAUCAGUCAACUGGCUGUUUUCAAUCAACUGGCUGCUAUCAAUCAACUGGCUGUUAUCAAUUAACUGUCUUUUAUCAAUCAACUGGCUGUUUUCAAUCAACUGGCUGUUAUCAAUCAACUGGCUGCUAUCAGUCAACUGGCUGUUAUCAAUCAACUGGCUGUUAUCAGUCAACUGGCUGUUAUCAAUCAACUGGCUUUUAUCAGUCAACUGGCUGUUUUCAAUCAACUGGCUGUUAUCAAUCAACUGGCUGUUUUUAGUCAACUUGCUGUUAUAGGAUAGGAUAAAGUAAUCCUUCUAACCCCCCCCCCCAAAUUGUAAAGUGGUUAUCCCACUGGCUAUAGGGUGAACGCACCAAUUUGUGAGUCGCUCUGGCUAAGAGCGUCUGCUAAAUGACGUUAAUGUGCCCUUGAGCAAGGCACUUAACCCUAAUUGCUCCUGUAAGUCGCUCUGGAUAAGAGCGUCUGCUAAAUGACUAAAAUGUAAAAAUGUAAAUGUUAUCAGUCAACUGGCUGUUUUUAAUCAACUGGUUCAUUUUGUCCCUAGUUAGCAUAGUAUCCACUGUCCUCGUGUUGCUUAAGAGCAAAACAUGAAUGAAUGAAAUGUAUAGGGUCUCAAGAUUGUGGGGGCUAUUUUGUUAGACUUCAGUGCGGCUUUUGACAUUAUCGAUCAUAGUCUGCUGCUGGAAAAAUUAUGGUAAUGGCUUUACACCCCCUGCUAUAUUGUGGAUAAAGAGUUACCUGUCUAACAGAACACAGAGGGUGUUCUUAAUGAAAGCCUCUCCAACAUAAUCCAGGUAGAAUCAGGAAUCCCCCAGGGCAGCUGUCUAGGUCCCUUACUUUUUUCAGUCUUUACUAACGACAUGCCACUGGCUUUGAGUAAAGCUUUGAAUAAAGCCAGUGUGUCUAUGUGCACUAUACACACACGUACACAUGGAUUUUGUGUUGUAGAUAUGUGGUAGUGGAGUAUGGGCCUGAGGGCACACACUUAGUGUGUUGUGAAUUGUGUAAUGAAUGUAUUGUAAUGUUUUUAAAAUUGUAUAAUGCCUUAAUUUUGCCGGACCCCAGGAAGAGUAGCUGCUGCCUUCGCAGCAGCUAAUGGGGAUCCAUAAUAAAUGCAAAUACAAAUACAAAUUCUUUCAUGUACCCCACCCUCCCAGACAGUGCAGUGAAGGUGCGUGUGGAGCUGGUCAAGGCCUGUGCUUUGUGCAUGGUGAGGGGUCUGCACAGACGGGCAGAGCAGGCCUUCAGGACCAUGGAGGAGUGGCUGGGAGCCCGCUUCCUGGCUGAGAUGAACAGGUACGCUCCGGGGUGAAGUUUCCCCUAGGUACAGGUCUAGGAUCAGAUAUCCCUCCCCAAGCCUAACCUUAACCAUUAGUGUGGAAAAUGCUAAACUGACCCAAGUUCAGCAUCUAGGGUCAACUUCACCCUACUUCUCUGUCCCCCCAGCAUUGACCAGCUGGCUGAUGUGGUGCGUCACCACAUCGAGUCGGCCGCCAAGCUCCAGUGUGAGCUGAUGCUGGUAUGCACCGACUUCUUCCUGAACGGGGACAUUCGGGUGGUGGUCAGCCCCCCUCCCCCUCCCCGCCCUGCCCCUCUGGAGCUCCCCAUAGACAGCACUCUCACCAUCCUGCAGUUGGAGGCCUUCUACCACCAGCUACGCAAGGUGGCGCCCACAGGUCUGCAACAAUAAUAUACGUACACAGUAUUACCCCAGUAUAUGUACUAAUAUACAGUACCAGUCAAAAGUUUGGACAUACCUACUCAUUCAAGGGUUUUUCUUUAUUUUUACUAUUUUCUACAUUGUAGAAUAAUAGUGAAGACAUCAAAACUAUGAAAUAACACAUAUGGAAUCAUGUAGUAAACAAAAAAGUGUUAAACAAAUCAAAAUAUAUUUUAUAUUUGAGAUUCUUCAAAUAGCCACCCUUUUCCUUGAUGACAGCUUUGCACACUCUUGGCAUUCUCUCAACCAGCUUCAUGAGGUAGUCACCUGUAAUGCAUUUCAAUUAACAGGUGUGCCUUGUUAAAAGUUAAUUUGUGGAAUUUCCUCGCAUCCUUUCUCCUCACCUCCUUCUCAAAACGCAUUGGAGGAGAAGAUCCGAGGUUCCUCCCCUCUGACCUCCUCCAAUGCAUUUUGAGAAGGAGGUGAGGAGAAAGGAUGCGAGGAAUCAAGGAUUCAUCCCUUGAUACACUUGAGAUUCCCUCAUUAACUCUCUGUGUUUCCCGUCAGGUGUGCAGUGCAGUACCGACUUCUGGGAGAUCCUGCAGGAGCUCACCUCUCUGAACAUGGGGACCAACGCUCUGCCAGACCCCUGGAUGCACAUCUCUGAGACUCAGGUACACUCACUGACUAACUGACUGACUGACUGACUCACUGACUAACUGACUGACUGACUGACUGACUCACUGACUCACUGAUUGACUGACUGACUGACUGACUGACUCACUGACUGACUCACUGACUCACUGAUUGACUGACUGACUGACUGACUGACUGACUCACUGACUAACUGACUGACUGACUCACUCACUGACUGACUGACUGACUGACUGACUGGCUGACUGGCUGACUGACUGACUCACUAACUGACUGACUGACUGACUGACUGACUGACUGACUCACUGACUGACUGACUCACUGACUGGCUGACUGGUUGACUGGCUGACUGGCUGACUGACUGACUGACUGACUCACUGACUGACUGACUCACUGACUGACUGACUCACUGACUGGCUGACUGGCUGACUGACUGGCUGACUCACAACAUGGCUACUAGGAUGUCAUCACGGCCACAAACAGUCAUGUUCUCAUGAACAGACAUGGAGAGUUUUAAAUGUGUUUGUGUGAAAUGUGUGUGUGUGUGCACGUGCGUGUGUGCGUGCGUAUGCAUGUGUGUGUGUGCAGCUGAUGGAGCUGGUGUCGAUGCUAACCCAGGACACAGAGAUGCUGGACUGGCGUCAGUUCCUGCUGAGUGCCGCCCUCCCCUGGCCCACGCCCACUCUGCCUCAGCUGGUGCAGGUGUUGGCCCGCUUCAAUAUGGCGGACACUGGGACCACAGGCUCUUUGACUGAGGAGCAGUACUUACAGGUACCUUCCUACGCUAUGGGGUGAAGUUUCCCCUAGGUACAGAUCUAGGAUCAGUUUCCCCUCCCCCAAUCCUAACCUUAACCAUUAGUGGGGGAAAUGCUAAACUGACCCCAGAUCAGCGUCUAGGGGAAACUUUACCCUACACCACCUACCUACAGUACACUGCCAGCUCUUCGACAAACUCUGCUAUCACCAUCACCUUUCCAAUUGCACACAAUGAUAAUAGCACUUUUUAAACAUAUGGCGCUCAAAUCUUUGUCUUGGUUAGCGUCAACUGACGGCUGCCAAAAUUUAUGAAUUGCAUCAUUACUGGUGGUAGGCGAAGACUUGACAUUGUCGCUCAUACUAUUUUCUUGCUUCAUUAUUAGGUUGAGUUGUGGUUCCCCAGUGAGCGGGCACUGCCCAUUCCCGAAGACCUGUCUGAGCCACUUCCCUACGAUCGCUUGGCUAAUCUACGGAAGGUACACAUAUCAACAACAACGAGACCUGGGUUCAAAUGCUAUUAGAAAUAUUUUAAAUACUUUUAGUGCUUAGUUAAGCCUGUCUGGAGUCCCAGAUGGGUGGGGUUUGCAGUUUUGCAACUAUUCUAUUGAUUCAAUUGAGCCAGUAUUUGAAAUGAUUUUAAAUAGUAUUUGAACCCAGGUCUCACAACAACCAACUGCUUGAAUUUAUAACUGGAAUAAUACAAAUCAUUACACAAUGUUGCAUUGAUAACUAAUCAGCAAAUAUUUCUUGCAGUUUUUCUUCCUGCUUUUCGCCGACCCCGAUUGCUCGCCAGCUCGCGUCGACUACGUGACCAUGCUGCUGUACUUCGCCGCCCAUCCUGACCCUGUGCAGGGCUUUGUCCGAGCUCUCAGUGUCCUCAUGGGACACCCCCCUUCGACACCACUCUAGCAGUAAACUUCUCAAGGUGGCGACGUCACUCUGCAUCCAAGGCUGCAUUUGAAACCGGCAGCCUAUUCCCCUAUAUAGAGCCCCGGCUCUAGUCAAAAGUAGUAUACUAUAUAGGGGAAUAGGGUACCGUUAAGGUCUAUACUAUAUAGGGGAAUAGGGUACCGUUAAGGUCUAUACUAUAUAGGGGAAUAGGGUACCGUUAAGGUCUAUACUAUAUAGGGGAAUAGGGUACCGUUAAGGUCUAUACUAUAUAGGGGAAUAGGGUACCGUUAAGGUCUAUACUAUAUAGGGGAAUAGGGUACCGUUAAGGUCUAUACUAUAUAGGGGAAUAGGGUACCGUUUUGGUCUAAACUACACCUCAUAGUCCCUAUUAGAUGUAUCAUGUGCAUAUGUUUCAAGUCCAGUGUCAUCAACAUACUGUAUAUUCAUACAUCCCUCUGUAAUUCCUCCUAUAGUAAUCCAGGCUUGAUAACUAAGUAGUAGUGGUAGUAGUAGUAGUAGUAGUAGUGUAGUAGUAGUAUUAGUAGUAGCAGUAGUAGUAGUAGUAGUAGUAAAUAGCAGUAUUAGUAGUAGUAUGUAACAAUAGUAGUAGUAGUAGUAGUAGUAGUAGUAGUAGUAGUAGUAGUAGUAAAGUAAUAGUAGUAGUAGUUAGUAGUAAUAGUACGCGUAGUAGUAGUAGUAGUAGUAGUAGUAACAAUAGUAGUAGUACUAGUAGUAGUGUAGUACCAUAGUAGUAGUAGUAGUAGUAGUAGUAGUAUUGUAGCGUUGUAGUAGUAGUUUGUAGUGUCAGUAGUAGUAGUAGUAGUAGUGUAGUACGUCGUCGUAGUAGUAGUCGUAGUCGUCAGUAGUCAGUAGUAGUAGCGUCGUAGUAGUAGUAGUAGUAGUGUCAGUAGUAGUCGUAGCAUCGUAUCGUAGUAGUAGUAGUCUUAGUCGUAGUACAGUCGUCGUAGUAGCGUCGUAGUCUGUGUGUAUCUUCGUAGUAGUAGUCUAGUCGUAGUGAGUUAAAUAGUAGUCGUGUAGUAUAGUCGUACAUAGUACUCCUGCAGUAGGCGUGGUUAGGACUGGAUCGCAGUGUAAGUGUAGUAGAGAUCUGUUCGAAUAGGCUCGUGCAGCGGCCGGACCGGUAGGGCAAGCCCAGUAGUAGGGUAGUGGAACGAUAGUAGCUCAGUAUAGAGCAUGGUUUACGCAGGGGGUGGUAUUCGAUUAGGGGAGUAUAAAAAUUUUUAAUGUCGCUCUAUAAAGGUCUGUAAAUACUAAUUAUAAAAGUAGUAGUAGUAGUAGUAAGUAGUAGUAGUAGUAGUAACAUGUAGUAGUAGUAACAAUAGUAGUAGUAGUAUAGUAGUUAGUAACAUAGUAUAGUAUAGUAGUAGUGUAGUAACAAUAUAGUAUAGUAAAUAGUAGUAGUAGUAUAGUAUUAGUAGUAGUAGUAGUAACAUAGUAGUAUUUGUAGUAUGUAGUAACAAGUAGUAGUAUUAGGCAGUAAGUAAUUUUAGUAGUUAAAUAACAAUAAAUAGUAGUAUAAGUAUAUAUUAGUAUAGGGUUUUAGUAUGUAUUAUAAAAAUAUAUUAGUAGUAGUAUGUAGUAUAAGUAUAUUUGUUAAGUAGUAGUAGUAGUAGUGUAGUGUAGUAGUAGUAGUAGUAGUAGUAGUAGUAUAGUAGUAGUAGUUAGUAGUAGUAUAUAGUAGUAGCAUAGUAGUAGUAGAUAGUGUAGUAGUAGUAGUAGUAGUAGUAGUAGUAGUAGUGUAGUAGUACAUGUAGUAGUAGUAGUAGUAGUAGUAAGUAGUAGUAGUAGUAGUAGUAGUAGUAGUAACAGUAGUAGUAGUAGUAGUAGUUAGUAGUAGUAGUAACAGUAGUAGUAGUAGUAGUAGUAGUAACAGUAGUAGUAGUAGUAGUAGUAGUAGUAGUAGUAGUAGUAGUAGUAGUAGUAGUAGUAGUAGUAGUAACAAUAGUAGUAGCAGUAGCUUGGUCUUGGUGGGAUAGCUCAGAGCGUCUGCUCUUUUCUAUUCAUUGUUUGAUGACUAACUGUGAAUUUGUAGUCAGUGCCUUACAUGGAGGAGGGGUUGAGUGAGUCGACCGAGCAGGAGGAGGAGGUGGAGACUGAGGGGGGGCCAAGAGGGGAUGAGGGGGUGUCCAUCCCUGCCCUCCUCAGAGCCAUCUGUCACGGGGGAGCCCGGGGGGCGUGCCACAACCGCUUCCGCCCCAACUGGAAGAGUCCUGAGGAAUAUAAAGAGGUACAGGACAGGAGUUUCACUCACUUCUGUAAGAUAUAUAUAACCUGGUCCCAGAUCUGUUUGUGCUGUCAUGGCGAAACAGAUCUGGGACCAGGCUAGAAGACAUAUGAAACACUACUUCCUCCUUAAUCAUAUUGCCUAUGUUGCUGUUUAUGCCGAAGGAUGAGUGAAUUUUACCCACUCUUACCCACACUUACCUAACACUUCACAGUGAUUGGUAGCAUUUUGAAAAUUCAUUUGCAAAAAAAAUAAAAUGUACCUCAUUUUGACUUCCCGGGAUGAACGGAACUAUCUACCUGAUUGAUAAACGAUUUUAACAUCAAUCUGUCUUUUGAACGAAAAUGUGUAGAUGUUGUUUUGGAGCUGCUUGUUAAGUCUAGGAUUGUUCGUUGCCCACAGGACUUUGUGAAGGUCUACAGAGAACUGGGGUACAAGGUUGAGGACAAGAUCCCAUUCUCCAUCCUAUCCCAGCAUCCGGUCAUACAAGAUCUGAUCGAGGGCUCUGCUCAAUACCAACUCAUUGUUAGUAUGGACCAAUAGGAAACUCUUAUCUUCACACUCAAAUAUAAAAACACUGUUACUAUUCACAACACGAUACCUGGGUUCAAAUAGUAUUGGUUUUCUUUCACAUACUUUGAACGUUAGUUUGAGUCUGCCGGAUGGGUGGGUUCUGCGCGCCUUUGGGACUGUUUCCAUUGGUCCCAAGAUUAAUCAAGCACAGCUCAAAUAUUUGAAAGAAAACGACGACUAUUUGAAUCCAGGUCCUAGCCCAUAAAGAAAGACAAUCCCUCUUCGCGAGUUCUUAUUGAACAGUGAUCAAGCUAACCUCUCCAUGCUCUCCCUCUCAUUCCCAGGAUAUUCACCAAGCUCUGCAGGUCCAACAGAGCGAAGGGGAGCCUCUGUCUUUGGCGGUGUCU
Messenger RNA from Coregonus sp. 'balchen', 43363 nucleotides. Lineage: Eukaryota; Metazoa; Chordata; Actinopteri; Salmoniformes; Salmonidae. The record is from the annotation of a GenBank genome assembly.